This is a messenger RNA of Antrostomus carolinensis (chuck-will's-widow), 1884 nucleotides long. It is a transcript of the gene NBN, whose product is annotated as nibrin. Gene Ontology annotation, molecular function: damaged DNA binding; protein binding. The annotation marks the transcript as partial. The transcript is spliced from 11 exons. NCBI's taxonomy places the organism in Eukaryota, Metazoa, Chordata, Aves, Caprimulgiformes, Caprimulgidae. Gene Ontology annotation, cellular component: nucleus; Mre11 complex. Gene Ontology annotation, biological process: mitotic G2 DNA damage checkpoint signaling; telomere maintenance; double-strand break repair via homologous recombination. The record is from RefSeq and is a predicted model, not a curated record.
AUCCUUCCACAUUCACUGGGAGGGUGUUUUCCUCUGAACCUCUCAACAAGAGAGCCUUAUCGGCUUUUAAGUGGUACAGACUAUGUUGUUGGACGCAAAAACUGUGCGAUUUUAAUUCAGGAUGAUCAGUCCAUCAGCCGAAGUCAUGCGGUUCUGACAGUAAGUCGUCCUGAAACAACCUCUAGCCAGCCUCUCUCAGUCCCUGUAUUAACAGUAAGAGAUACAUCUAAGUAUGGUACUUCUGUUAAUGGAUCAAAACUCAAUGGCACUUCAGUGUCUUUGCAGUCUGGUGACAGAAUCAACUUUGGAGUCUUCGAGAGCAAGUUUAGAGUAGAGUAUGAACCUUUGAUUGUCUGCUCCUCAUGUUUAGAUGUUGCUCAGAAAACUGCUUUAAAUGAAGCCAUCCGGCACCUUGGAGGCCUUGUAGUGAAUGAAUGGACCAAAGAGUGUACUCACCUUGUAAUGGUAUCAGUAAAAGUUACUGUUAAGACUAUAUGUGCUUUGAUUUGUGGUCGACCAAUUAUAAAACCAGAAUUUUUUGUUGAAUUAAUCAAAGCUAUUCAGUCCAGACAACAUUUGCCAAAUCACAAAAGCUUUUAUCCUCCAGUUGAUGAGCCUUCCAUUGGCACUGAAAAUCUGGAUUUAUCUGAGCAUCAUGAAAGGAAAAAAAUAUUCCGUGGGAAAACUUUUGUAUUUCUAACUACCAAGCAGCACAAGAAACUGGGUCCAGCAAUUAUUCUUGGAGGAGGAGAAGCAAAAUUGAUGAUGGAGGGAAGAAAAGAAACAUCUUUACUGCUUUCUCCUGGAGUUUGCGUUGUUGAUGUCGGGUUGACAAACUCUCAGAUCCCAGGAUCUGACCCCAUGAGAAACUGGACUGAUUCCAUUCUGACUGUCUUGCAAAGCAAGGAUCUCAGGACUAUUCCAGAGGCAGAAAUUGGACUGGCAGUUAUCUUCAUGUCUACAGAAAAAUACUGCAACCCUCAAAAGCAGCCUGGUAACAAAGCUGUAACUAAAAGUACUCCUGCAUCAGCUGUUGUAGGGCCAGCCAUUUCUCAGAGUUUGGCUGUGGAUGAAACAGAAAUGCCAGCUGCUGCAGAUAACAGCUCAAUAUAUGUAGCUGAUACAGAAAUAGAAGAGCAGACAUGUAUGAAGAUAGAGAAUACUCCCCAGAUGGACAGAAGAGGGAAAAUGGCUUUCCAGGAUAUAACUGCUGCAAAGAAAAACCCUAGCACAAGCGGCAGUGUAAUUGCAGGAGCAUCGAUAUCUAGAGUGAACAGAACAUCUGGGUUUAGUCAAAAAAGCCAUCCUGUCUCGCCAUCUAAAAUUUCAGAACCUGGUAAACCUAGUGAGCGUGCUUCACAUCACCAGUCUAACUCAAUUACAAAUUACUUCCAGGUGGCUAGAAAAAGGUGUGUUGAAAUGUUCUUGGCAUUUCUUCCCUUAUUGUUAUUGAAGCUGGAGGAAAGAUCAUCAUCGUCUGUUUCCAAGUGCACUCAACCCACAGCUCCAUCAGUGUGGAACAGUGAAGCAGAGCAGCGUAAAAAAGAGAAUAACAUCCCAGACCCAAACCCAGAUUUUCCAGGAGAAGAUGCAGGUAUAAAGCUUAUGAGGGAAGGUGGCAAACUAUCAAGUGAUAAAACAGACACUAAAACUAUUUCUAGUGAAAAGCAUGCAACAAAGAAGAGAAAGGAGUUAGAUGAUUUAUCUGAAGAUACGGAGGCACUAGAAAUUGUGUUUGGAAGCAGAGACCUGGACUGGGAAGAUCAAAUGGCUGAUCACGACCAGGAAGCUCAAGGAAAUACACGAAAAAAAAGGUGUUUGGAAGCCAAAGGAACCAGCAUUCAAGAAGUAAAUGUAAAGCAGAAAGAGGAGAAUAAAAUAUUG